CUCCAGCAUGAUGUUGUGUCCUAGUGCAGGUACCAUGCUGCAUGAUCGCUUUUUUUCAAAUACAAGACUCCAUGAUCCUCAGCACCAUGCGGAAACGAAGUAGGGUGCAUCUGAGUGAAACAACAGUCCGCAGCAUCUGCCAAAGAUGGAAGCAUAGACGUGCUGGCAGACUGUCGACAAUUUCUAUCCACGACGUCGCUCGUGCUUGUGAACUACGACAGAGAAAAACUUUUAGGAGGCUGUGCAACAAUUGGACCCCCUUUCGCCAUGGCGAAAGGGGGGGUAGCGGCCCGCUGGAGACCAACCUCCCGGAAGCGGAUGAAAUCCUGGCCCACGUAGAGUGGCAAGGUUCGUUUCUCCGGCAAAAAAAUCGGGACGCCGAUGUGGUACAUAUUGCAAGGAAAAAUCUCCCCUCCCCAUAUUAAACAGGGACACUUCUUAAAAUUUGUGAUGCCGAUUUGACACCACACAUCGUCUCUGUGUUGCAAGAAGGCAAAUCCGAAAACUCCUCCGCGUUGUUCUGAAGGCAAUUUGUAAUGCUGGAUGGCCUACGGAGGAUGGCCUACUGUCGACAAUUUCUAUCCACGACGUCGCUCGUGCUUGUGAACUCGGGCAUAUUCGGUGAGCCAGUCAAGGCACCAAUAUGCAAACCCAAGCCGCUGGCUAACAACAACCUGCUGAUCGUAAUCAGCAGGGCGAUUUUCAACGAAAGUAUCCCUUUCAACAUUCUUUCUGUCAGCAUUUUGCUGCAGAAAGGAUUUCGCUUUAGCACGGACCUGACAAAGCUCUUCCUCCCCGGCCAGGAGAAGAAGAGCGUUAGCAUUCAUAGAUUCCAAAAUGGUUUGUUUUAUGUAGUUUUCCACAAAAAUACCUCCAAGGAGGAGCACACGUGUCUAACUUACAGCUACGAAGACCACUGCCGCAGCGCACACAUACUGCCAUACCGCGGGUUCUGCCAGAGUUGCACGAUCUCCAGAGCAGCAAAGGCUCCACACCGGGCGGGGCCGCGGGAUGACCAGUACGAGGGCCGACUGACAUUCAAUGACGAAAUCAGCACGGACCUCUGCGGCCCAAUUCUACCGGAGUCCAUACACGGACACAAAUUUGCGAUGACCAUAGCGGACAAGAAGACGCGGCUGCCGGAGGUGGCGCCGUUGCGCCGCAAGGCUGACAGCGUCAAUGGCCUGCGACUCUGGAUCGCGAAGCACACCGCCCCGCGCCGGCUGAAGUCGGACAAUGGUGGCGAAUUUAUUUCGGAGCGGUUCCGGGCCGAGUGCCGGGCUAACAGAAUAGUCCAAGUCUUCACCUCCUACUACUCCUCGCCGAUGAAUGGCGGCGCGGAGGUGUUGAACAAGCUGGCCCUCGCGGGCACAAGAACACUCAUCGCUGACUCCGGACUGCCGAAAAAAUUGUGGUGCUAUGCGAUAAAGCACUACGUUUUCUGUUUGUCGAUAAUGCCGCGAAAGUGCCUGAAUGGCAGCAACUCCCACCGGGAAGCCUACGGUGAGGACUUCGACACGGCCAAACUUCUUCGCUUCGGCGAGGAAAUAUUUUACAACACGAAACCGCAGGGCAAGACUGUGGACAAUUUCUAUCCACGACGUCGCUUGUGCUUGUGAACUACGACAGAGAAAAACUUUUAGGAGCCCGUACGAUUAAUCGACCCCCUUCUCGGUAUCGAG
Amoebophrya sp. A120 is the source of this 1682-nucleotide messenger RNA. The record is from the annotation of a GenBank genome assembly. Lineage: Eukaryota; Dinophyceae; Syndiniales; Amoebophryaceae.